Magallana angulata is the source of this 8286-nucleotide messenger RNA. RefSeq names its product agrin-like. The transcript is spliced from 33 exons. Gene Ontology annotation, molecular function: calcium ion binding; serine-type endopeptidase inhibitor activity; laminin binding. Bases 2106 to 7283 code for a protein of 1725 amino acids. The record is from RefSeq and is a predicted model, not a curated record. Lineage: Eukaryota; Metazoa; Mollusca; Bivalvia; Ostreida; Ostreidae. Gene Ontology annotation, biological process: negative regulation of serine-type peptidase activity; multicellular organism development; cell differentiation.
AUAUGCCUGUAGGGACAUGAUCAUAUUUCACUUUUCCCAUGCAGUUAGAAUUCUUAUAGGUUUAUAAAGUUGUAUGUAAGUUUGCCUUCUCUUUACAUUCAUAAAUGGUUAAAGUUCAAAUGAGUUACAAAUCAACUAAAAAUCUAUUGACAAGCAGUGAAAGGGAGAGUAUCCAGUCUCUAUGAAGACAUUCAGCAUUGAAUUCUCUUUCCUGUACCUUUAAUACAGAAAUUCAAACUAUGUUAACCUAGAUUCAGAAAAGCAAAACCUCCCAAGAUGGUAAUUUGCAGAUUAGCUUUCAAUAUUGAAAAAAAAUCUUUGUCUAGUGAGAAUUUCAUUGAUCUUUAGGGUAUUUUAAGAAACUUAGAUAUGGAUAUCUAGAGGAUCAUGAUAAUUGAGGUUGACAUUUUGAGUUGUCACAGAGUAAUUAAUGUUACUGAACAGUUAUUGUUGUAUGUAAGUUUAAGCUUUAAACAGAAGCAUGAUUGGUGGCUCCAACAAUACAAUCACAAUGUUUUAGCUAACUUUAUUAUCUGACUCAGUCUCCCAAGUUCUAUAUUGGCUCCAUAAAACUUGAACUUUUUAUAUCCAAAAUUGGUGCCAAUACUUUAAUUUGUCUCUUGGUCCUUGUAAUCUGAUCAUUAUUUGUCGUGGUGUUGCAUUUAAUUCUUGAAGGAUGCUGUUAAAAAUUGCACUAAAUCUUUUGUAAUUCUGUGGUAUUUAAAAUCAGUGGGAAGCUGCUAUGUGCUAGUCAGUUCUCCUGAGAAUUCUCACUGAAUGCCAUUAUAGAAUGAAGCAUGCUUUUUCCCCAGCUUCUAUUCCAUUUAUUGAUUUGAACUCUCUUUAAGUCUAAUUUAUUUAGAAGGAGGAGAAAAAGACAUUUUUUUUCAAAGAUGGAUAGUUACCAUUAAGAACAAAAAGAAAUGCCAGGGGAAAAUGCGUUGACAGAAUAUUUUGCUUAUCGGUGCCUCCUUUGAUAAUGAUGAACUUGAUAGUCUGAUUGUAAUGGACAAAUAUGAAGAUAUGCUUUGGAUCUCAAAGGCUCUAGAAGCAUCAUUAAGGAUGAAAAACUAAUCAGACACUUCAUGUUUUCUGUGUAUAUGAGCUCAAAUCUCUGCUGUUGUCGGUCAGUGGCGAAGAGUGAUUUCUGGUGUUGUAAUUGAUUGGAUUAUUGACAAAAGUUUUGGGAUCUUUCUGCUCGCUGAAUACCAAACAAAAGGCAUUUGUUCUAGGAACUCAAUUAUGAUAAAAGUCUGUAGUGCAAAGAAAUUUAUGUGAAAGAAUUCAAUAGGACUGUACCAAAAGAUGUAGAUGAAGAAUAGAUAGAACUUGUAGUUUAUUGGUUGAUGCUGAACAAAAGUUCUAGACUAAUAGAAUUUUUAGCAAUUCAUACUUCUCUGUGCUAAUUUAAUAUAAUGGAAUCAUAUCUGCUGCAUUGCUAAAUAUGGAGUGUUUUGGUAUGUAAUAUUAGAUCUGAAUACUCGAGCGAUAUUUCUCACUUUGGGAGAUGACAAGUUGAGCAAGUCUACAGUCAAAGGUGAAGAAGCGCAUUACCAGAGGACAGAGUUUCCAUUGAAUUGAGUUCCACUGGGAGCAUUCUCUCUACGAUUGCUUAAUCUAGUUCUAAAUGCAAUAAUACUGAAACUUGGAAAAGUAUUGAUGGUGUCGGGGCACUGUGUGUCAGACGCUGAUGGAAAAUAACAUCAGCUUUUUUAUGGAGGCCGAAAAUGGGUAGGGAAAUAAAAUAAGCAAAUGAUACAUCUCUCUGUUGGCUGCAAAAACUCAGUAAAACACAGAAAGUGAUGCUCUGUGAUUCUUAAUGAUUGAACGAUUAAUAUUUCAUGGGGACUGUCUCUUACAAGGGAAAAUAGUCAAAUAUCGUGCAGACUGCAGUGUUGGAACUGGCUGGUCUUGCUUUUAUCUGUUGGAUGAGAGAAGUGGGAUGUUUUUCACAAGGAUUUGAAGGAGACACCAAUGAUAAAUAAUAUACGUAACAAAUUUGUUUCCCUAGCAUUGGUAGAUGUCCAGAUACAGCUGAUGUGUAUUUAGCUGUAUAUAUAGUUCCACUGAUGGAAGUUAAACAUUGACAGUGUACAGUUUUAAAAAUGAUUUGCAGAAGGAAGGUUUUAGUUGUACUUUUAUUGACAUUCUGUGUUGGGGCUAAGGGGUGCUAUGUUUAUCCUGAGGGUAAGACAGACCCCUGCCAGAAUAAGACAUGCCAUUUUUAUGGUAGAUGUAUUCCAUCAGAUAAUGGAAAGAGUUGGCAGUGCAUAUGUCCUCAGUAUUGCUAUGACUAUGGAGAUAAUGUGGAUAAUAAGCCAGUUUGUGGAAGCAAUAACGUGGAGUACCCCAAUCUCUGCUCAUUUCAAAAGGCUGCGUGUGAGAAUCAGAGAAAUAUGACGUAUACUUAUGGAAAGUGUGAUCUGUGUAAGGAUCUCCCCUGUACCCCGCCCCAGGUGUGUGUGAUUGACCCCAGCACCCAGCGGCCGACCUGUGGGUGUGUCCAGUCCUGUGAGGACAGGAUGGAGCAGGUUUGUGGCACGGACGGAAACCUGUACAGCAACCGGUGCAAGCUGGACCUCCACGCCUGCCACAGUGGACGGAACAUCAAUGUCCAGAAUGAGGGACCCUGCCAAGAUUAUAGAAAGCCAACUGGUGAUAGCAGUGAAUUUAAACGUGAGGAAGGUCCUUGUGCCUCUAAGACCUGUUAUUAUGGAUCGUGCCGGAUUGACAACCGGAACCAGGCGGUCUGUGACUGUGAACCAGAGUGUCCAAGCACUGGUACCGUACAGGUUUGUGGGACUGACGAAGUGACCUAUAACAGUGAAUGUCACCUAAGGAAGGCCUCCUGCAAACAGGGACUGUUCAUCAUAAAGCAAAAUGAAGGAGCAUGUGCCACAAGUUCAUCAUGUAGAACCAAGCAAUGUGCACCAAAUGAGAGGUGUGUGGAAGAAAAUGGCAUUCCCCAGUGUAUUAGGAACCCAUGUAAAGAUUGCCAAGGAGAGAGGUUCAAUCCUGUCUGUGGCAGCAAUGAUAUGUCAUAUGAUAACCUGUGUGAGUUAGAGAAAGCCAACUGUACAUCAGGACAGACUGCAAUCAAGUUACAGAUGUAUGGAUUCUGUGCUGAUGAUGGGUGUGGAAAAACCAAGGGGGACUGUGAGUAUUAUGGAGUCUGUGACAGGAGUCGCCCCAACCAUCAGUGUGUGUGCCCUACAGACUGCAGGAGGACAAAUAUAAGGAUUUGCGGUAGUGACAGUGUGACUUAUAGGGACGAGUGCGAGAUGAAGAUAAAGUCCUGUCAGGAGAGGAGGACUAUUUCUGUUACGUCGGUCGGAGAAUGCGUAACAUGUAAAGAGCCCUGUCUGUUUUACUCAACGUGUUCGUACGGCCGUUGUGAGUGUGAUGCUGUGUGCCCCUCUGGGGGGCCCCCUGUCUGCACCAGUGAUGGACAGAGAUUCAACAACGACUGCGAGAGGAAGAAAAAUGUCUGCGAGAAGAAGCGGGACUUGACUGUCGUACCAUGUGAGCAGAUUGGUUGUAGCUCUGACUAUGACUGCACUCACCAUGGACAAUGCCGAUCUGGUGUUUGUAGUUGUGACUUCUACUGCCCAGCUGAGAAUAGGAAAGUUUGUACCUCUAAUGGGAAGGAGUUUGACAGUGAAUGUGAAGUGAAGAAACACAUGUGUGAGACUAAGGAAUGGAUUCCCUUCAUGACCGGAGAGUGCCUCAGAGAAGGUUCUGGAUCAGGGGCCUCUGGGGAUGGCUUUGAGGGGUCAGGAGAGGAGCAGUUUUCCCGACUGUUACUGUGUGAUGACAGUCUCUGUCCAUUCGGAGGAUUGUGUAUUCCUAGUCCUGAUGGAUCUCAUUUCUGCUCAUGUGACUUUGGCUGUAUUGCUGUACUUGACCCAGUGUGUGGUUCCGAUGGCCGUAACUAUGGAAACCAUUGUGAAAUGCAGGAAGCAGCUUGUAAAGCCAACAAGUCCAUAGUUGAAGUGGAUGCUGAAAACUGUGACAGUGAUCUGGUGGAUGAAGCUUGUGAUGGGAAUAAAGCUUUGCUGAAUCCAGUAACCGGUCAAGACUAUAACUGUUCCCAGGAAACCUGUCCCCCGAACAGCUACUGCCACCUACCAUAUGGGAAGUGUUGUAAGGAAGAAAAAUCCAACACUGGUUGCUCGGAUACAAUCUAUGGCUGUUGUCCAGACCAAGUUACCAUAGCAACAGGUCCUAACAAUGAAGGAUGUUCUUUGAACUGUGACUGCUACAAGGCUGGCUCCCGGCAGAUGACCUGUGACCCCAAAAACAAGGCGUGUGACUGUCUCCCCGGGGUGGGUGGUCUGAAGUGUGACAAAUGUAAGCCUGGCUACUGGGGCCUGAACCCUGAGACUCGCAGUAACUACACGCCAGGAUGUGCCAGUUGCAACUGUGAUCAGUUUGGUGCAAAUCGCACAGAUUGUCACCAAGAUAAUGGCAAAUGUCUGUGUAACAAUGGGGUCAAAGGUCACCAUUGUGAGGUUUGUGAAGCAGACGAUUCUCCUGUGUCCUUUGAUGUGUGUGGAACAAAAGUGAAAAGUCAGCACAAUGUAGGACCGCGUUGUGACAGAAGUUCGGGCCAUCAGUGUAGGUUUGGGGCGUACUGUGUGGACACACACACUUCGAGAGGAGCUGAGUGUCACUGUGACAGACUGAGCUGCCUCCUCAAUCAAAGGGACAAAUAUUCCGGAUAUUCCAUCUGUGGAUCGGAUGAAAAAACCUACAUCAGUCAAUGCCACAUGGACUUUGAGAGCUGUAUUCAGCAGAAGAAGAUCACCCUCUAUUACAAUGGGCCAUGCACAAGCAGAGCCACGAGUCAUCCUUCCUCUUAUACUCGAACUCGAAAGACAACAUGGAAAAGGCUUACUGGUGGUGAUUAUACACAGCGAACUACUACCAGAACAACGAAGCGACCGCUGGUCAGAGGAGGUAAAAUCAAAGAGAUCUGUUAUGACAACUAUUACUGUAUGGCCAACAACAGUGAGUGCUACCGUGGGGUGUGUCGAUGUAAAGAGGGCUUCAUCACCACACUGGACAACACAGACUGUAGAAAGGUGACAGUGGUGACCCCAGACAGCAAGAUUUACAGCAAUCCUUGCUCUGACAGCCCCUGUCUAAACAAUGGUGUCUGUGAGCUGGACAAGUCCCUGGGCUACCGCUGUCUCUGUCCCCUACAGAAAGCUGGCUCCAUCUGCCAUCAAGCUGCAAAGUUCACUGUGCCGUCAUUUACCGGGGACAAAUCCUAUCUGCAGUUAAGGCAGAAAACCAAACCAAAUGAUGACCUGAUGUUUGCAAUUCAAUUAAAGAUUCUAAAUGAUGAUGGAAUUGUCACCUUUGCCAGUCAGUAUCCUAAUGGAACAGGGGACUUCAUAGCUGUCACUGUUGUUAAUGGAUACUUGGAAUUCAGGUAUGAUUUGGGGAGCGGAAUGGCUCUAAUUCGAAGCAAGGACCAGCUCAAGAAGAACACUUACCACAAAGUGCUGGUGAACAGAAUGGGGCGCUCCGGUCAGUUACAGGUGGACAACAGCCCGGUGUGGUCAGGGGAGAGUCAGGGGACACUAACCUCCCUGGACUUAGAGGAGUUCCUGUAUCUGGGGAACGUCCCAGAGGAGGCUAAAGAGGCAAAGAAAAGACUUGGUCUAGAUGUAGGCCUGGCAGGGUGCAUCAACUCGUUUGCCGCUGGGAGCACGGUGUCUCCAGAUGAAUACAGCCUGGCGUACUCCCCCCAGAACAUGGACCUGGUAGGGGGGCUGGAUAUCUGGGAGUGUGGUACUAACCCUUGCUCCUCCAUCCCCUGUCAGAACGGAGGGGACUGCUUUAUGUCAGACAGAGAGGUGUACCACUGUGUCUGUGAGGACGGGUUUACAGGCACUCACUGUGAGGUGGUGUUGGACCCAUGCCGGAAGUCUCUGUGUAAGGAGGGAUCCACAUGUGUGAGGACAGAUGAUGGGGGAUUUGUCUGUCAGUGUCCGGAGAACACGGAGGGCGAGUUCUGUGAACACGAGAAACUGGAGAAGAUAAUGGUGCCCAAGUUUAACGGCUCGUCCCUGAUCAUUCUCCCGCUGGAGGAGGUCAUAGGUCACUCAAUGUCCUUCAGAAUCUGGUUCAAAUCAACAAAAUCGGAUGGGAUGCUGCUAUUAGCGAGUCAGUAUCCACAGGGGUAUGGAGACUACAUCUCUCUCAACCUCAUAAACAGACAUCUGGAGUUCAGGUUCAAUGAGGGGACGGGGACCGUGGUGAUCAGGAGCACAAAGACAAUAGAUCUGAACAAGUGGCAUGAUGUACUCAUCCAGAAAGUGGACCGCACUGGGACUCUACAGAUAGACAACAACGAUAACUGGUUAUACAGCGGGACAUCAGAGGGAGGUCUUACCGAGCUGAAUAUAUCUGGCAGUAAACUCUUUUUGGGUGGUGUCAACACAGCAGUCCCCAGUGACUCAAAGAUUGUGGCCAACUUUACUGGUAUCAUGCAAAGGAUUUACAUUAAUGGACAUUUGUACGACAACCUGAUCCCCUCGGCCUCUUCCAGUGUCAACAUAAUGGAGGAUGAUGGGCCCCCUUGUAACAUUAACCCCUGUCUGAACUGGGGCGUGUGUGUCCCUCGACUAGACCAAGCCGACUGUAAAUGCCCUACUAAAUACAUUGGGACUAGAUGUGAAAAAAUGGCUGAUCCCAAAAACAGAGAGUUACCUGUGGAAUUUGAUGGCCAGACUUUCUUACAGUACCCCAAUGAAAUCACAGUGCCACGAACAGCCCAGAGGGUGAACAGAUACAGCAUAAGGUUCAGGACCCGGUCCCCAGGGGGCCUCAUCUUGUUCCAGAACGGGCGGAGCAGCAUCCUGGGUGACUACCUGGCCCUAGCAGUGGUGGGGGGAAAGGUGGAACUCAGCUAUAACCUGGGCAAACAGACCGAGGAAGAUCUCCACAUCAUCCGCUCCUCUAUGCGGGUGGAUGACGGAGAAUGGCAUCGCAUCAUAGCUCUAAGAAAUGAAAGAGAAGGAAGUUUACAGGUGGAUGAAGAAGUGCCUGUUGUGGAUCACUCCACUCUUGGAGCAGAUCAACUAGACACUAAUGGCAGACUUUGGAUUGGUGGGAAAACGGAGAGUGAGCUCCCCCUGGGUCUCCCCAAGGACUACUACACAGGAUUCGUUGGCUGUAUGAGAGACAUUCUGGUAGACUACAAGCCACUCAAUCUGCUGGAGAACAGAAACGGGCAGAGUACCAGUGUAAUCAGAUAUUGUGGAGAAUCAUAGCAGACAAGGGGGACCAGUCAUCUAAUUGUUAUCUUCAAUUAACAUGUAUUUAUUAUUUACUGGGGAAGAUACAUUAUAAAUUUAGUAUUGUGGUCUGCCAUUCAAGCAUUCAGUAUGGCUUGUUUUUGCUCUUAUUCCAAUCUCUGACCAUGUACUUGUUUUAGUGAUAACUAAGAUAUACACAUUUAUAUAUGCUUUUGUGCGUUGAAAUUGUCUAUUUUAAACCCUAGACAAUUUGCAAAACAACACCAAUGUAUCACUCUUGCAAUGUAUAGAAUUGCUGACGUGUUGAUAGCAACAGUAGAAGACUGUUGUGUAACAAAUUCUCUCCACCUGGAAGAAUUCAGUAAAUUUUUGAUGGGUCUUCAAAUUUCGAUACUUGAUAGAGUAUUCAUUUGCCAGCAUGAUCAGCUGAUAAGUUAGAAGGGAUCUAUGUAUGAGUGAUGAUUUGUUUUAACCUAUCAAAAGAACUUGAUCUAACUACUGGCCACAAUACCUCAGGAGAAACUGAAAGCAAAAAUGUCAUAAGAAAAAAUCACAUCAUACAAUGCCACAAAGGAAGAUAAUUUGGUGAAUGAGAAAUAAUAUUAUACUGUGGACAUAAGUUAUAGAAUGUUACACCAUUUGUUAAGUUGACUCAUUUUUCCGCAUUUGCCUAUUGCGUGACUACCAUGUGUGCAUGCUACAUUUUGACACAGUGUCGUAAUAUAGGAUUCAAUCAUUUUUAGCCUAUGUGUAGAUUGUGCUAUUUUAUGUACAUGAGGUCUUAUUAUUGGUAGAAUUGAUUUUAUGUGCCAAUGGUGUGUGUACCUUUUUUGAUAAAGACAAGUUCAUGUAAGAACUUUUAUUAAUGUUAAUAUGUAUAACAAGUUUGUCUCUUUAUAUCUCAGGAGUUGAGACAUGAUCUUGUCAUUUCCAGUGUAAAUGUUCCAGAUUAUCUCAUUGGUUUUAAACACCCUUGAAAUGAGUAUGAUAUUUGUUGAAAUAAAUUUGUAUAACUGUU